AUACCGAAAAGGAUAAGCAAGCAGUCGCUAUUCUCUCUUAUCAUCUUCAUCCACACAGAAAACCAGAGGCAAAAGAAAAAAAAAAAUGGCACAAACACUGGCUAUGCCCGUGGCGCCUUCGCUUUCUGCAAUCUGCAAUGGUUUAAGCUCUAUCUCUCUCUCCAAUCGCCUCUCUUUCCCCACUACAAACCCCCUUCAGGAGAUUGGUGGGUUGAGCGUGAAAUGUGCGCGUGUUGGAGGAGUGGAGAUUCCAAACAACAAGAGGAUAGAGUUCUCGCUCCAGUACGUUCAUGGGAUUGGACGAACCAGUGCUCGAAAAAUCCUGAACGACCUCAGCAUGGAAAACAAGCUCACCAAAGACUUCUCCGAAGAUGAACUCAUCAUUCUCAGAGACGAGGUCUCUAAGUACAUGAUUGAGGGUGACUUGAGGCGUUUCAAUGCCCUGGCUAUAAGGAGAUUGAAGGAGAUUCAGUGCUAUAGAGGGGUGCGCCACAUUAAGGGCUUGCCGUGCAGAGGACAGCGCACCAAGAACAACUGUAGGACAUUGAAGGGUAAGAAGGUAGCCAUUGCUGGAAAGAAAAAGGCCCCUCGUUAACCAUAUUGGUUUUGUUCUAUCUUUCUUUUUGUGAAAUUGAUGUACUGUUGUAUAGACUUGCUUAUGAUUUUAGUUAAUCAAAUUUGUUAUUAACCUUUUGAGAUGCAACUUGUAGUCAUGUUUUCUUUGUGGAGUUGAGAUU
Messenger RNA from Morus notabilis, 737 nucleotides. RefSeq names its product 30S ribosomal protein S13, chloroplastic. Lineage: Eukaryota; Viridiplantae; Streptophyta; Magnoliopsida; Rosales; Moraceae. Gene Ontology annotation, biological process: translation. The transcript has 3 exons. Bases 86 to 595 code for a protein of 169 amino acids. Gene Ontology annotation, molecular function: RNA binding; structural constituent of ribosome. The record is from RefSeq and is a predicted model, not a curated record. Gene Ontology annotation, cellular component: ribosome; mitochondrion; small ribosomal subunit.